AUGGCGCCGCGACUCACGCAGGCUCAAAAGGAUGUACUUUCUCUCUACCGAAGAGGCCUGCGCCUGAUUCGCACGAAGCCCGUGCAAAAUCGCAUCAACUUCUUGAUCUACCUGCGUCACGCAUUCCAACAUCCAUCUCAAGGCGGCGGUAUUCGUCAACGCGACUUUAGCGCCAUUGACUAUAUGACACGGCGCGGGAAUCGCAUGAUGGAGCAAAUCUUCGAAGAGAAGGGGGUGAAGGAUAUCCAUGUGUCGAAAGAUGUGGUCGAAUGGUACCAGCAAAAGCAACACGCUGCUAGCUAG
Tilletiaria anomala UBC 951 is the source of this 303-nucleotide messenger RNA. RefSeq lists its product as uncharacterized. The transcript is spliced from 2 exons. Lineage: Eukaryota; Fungi; Basidiomycota; Exobasidiomycetes; Georgefischeriales; Tilletiariaceae. Bases 1 to 303 code for a protein of 100 amino acids. The record is from RefSeq and is a predicted model, not a curated record.